AUGUGGGAUAUAUGCCCUGUGAACGACCCAUUGAAUCCAUUUGCUAUCCAUAUUGUAUUAAUUGAUGCUGAGGGCAACAAAAUUGAGGCCAUUGCUCGGAAGGAAUUUAUAUCUAAGUUCAGAUCAGAGCUGCGGGAAGGAAAUGUCUAUAUGAUAUCUAACUUCAUAGUUGUGUCCAAUAGUGGCAAUUACAUGGCUACUGGCCACGAAUGCAAGCUGGUUUUCAAUGAAAAAACACAGUCCAUACUGGAGGAAACACCUUCCAUUCCACUGAAUGCGUUUUCAUUCAAGAAUUUUGAGGAGAUAUUAGCAACUGGUGGUGAAUCCGACUACCUAAUUGUUGAUGCUGAUCGCAUGCCUGUUGUGAUCAUACAAUUUGCUAAGAUAAAGACAUUUAAAGGUAGUGUUGUAGUUCAGAAUGUUAAGAACGCCACUGUUCUACUAUGGAACCCUCCUAUUCAGGAAGCAGUUUCAUUCUAUGAUGGGUUGGCCCUCCAUGGGAUUGAAGCGGACAUGUCACUUGCUGAAGUAGAUGAUGAUGAUGAUGAUCUGCAUGAUGGCGUAUUUGUUGUAUUGACAAAAAUAUCUGGUCUUCUUGAAGGGGAGAAGUGGUGGUACUCUGCUUGCACUUGUCAUAGGGCAGUGAAAGUUGAAGAUGGGUUGUUCUACUGUAAUGGUUGCGGCAAACAUGCCCUUUCUGUUAAUCCAAGAUUUAGGCUCAAAGUUGAAGUGGAUGAUGGUGGUGAGAGUGGUGUAUUUGUCAUAUUUGAUACUGAUUGCCAGCAGCUACUAAACAGAACAUGCAAGGAAUUGGUUAAGAAAAAUUGUGCUGACCCUGCUGUUGCUGAGACUUUCAAGGAUAAGUCGAAGAUGGUCACCAAAGACAAGUUCUCCAAGAUCCCUGAGGGAAGCAAUGAAUCUAUUGGUGAUUAUUCUGCCAACUUAUCUGAAAUAGCACCCAAUGUUUUGUCGCUUGAUGAAAUUUCUCCCGUAGAUGGGUCUGGAGUCUGCUCAUCAGUUCAGAGUGUUGCAAGUGAUGGAUCUUUUCAGAAACCUGCUACGAAGAUGAAGCUCAGGUCUGUCAAACUGGAGAAGGAGUAG
Lotus japonicus is the source of this 1101-nucleotide messenger RNA. RefSeq lists its product as uncharacterized. The record is from RefSeq and is a predicted model, not a curated record. Bases 1 to 1101 code for a protein of 366 amino acids. Lineage: Eukaryota; Viridiplantae; Streptophyta; Magnoliopsida; Fabales; Fabaceae. The transcript is spliced from 9 exons.